AUGAACAAACUACAGGACAUCUCAGAGCUGGACAAGCUAGAAGUCCUUCCCUCCCUGAUUGAGCUGUCAGUUGUAGGGAAUCCUGUGGCCCGGAGAUCCCUCCAUAGGCCGGCAGUGGUACUACGCCUCUCCAGACUUCAGGUUCUGGAUGGGGUGAUGGUCACCCUGGAGGAGAGGACCAGGGCUGAGCUACUCUGCACAGAGGUCCAGUGCCCAAUGGCUCAUGGAUCCAGCAUGGAUAUGAACCUGCCUGGCCUGCUUCCCCUCAUGUCCCGGACUGCCCCUCUGCGGGGGACCAGUCUGAGUGGAGGACUGCAGCUGCAGCACUUCCUGGGUCAUGAGAUCCUGAUGCCCUGCAACUUGGAUGAAGCACUGCCCCAUGACACGCCCAAACACAAGAAGCAAAAACACAGCAGCGCUGCCCACCACACCCGCAGUGCCCAGGCAGAGAUGACCUUUAGGCAGAUCAGAGGAAUGGCAAGUACCCUGCCAUCCACCGGCCUCCUUCCUAACGGGUACAGGGUCCUGAUUACCAACCUCGAGCAGGACAGCAGAUACCAGAGUGGUGGUGCUCCUAAACCCCCACCCAUGUAG
Messenger RNA from Oncorhynchus gorbuscha (pink salmon), 594 nucleotides. RefSeq names its product leucine-rich repeat-containing protein 9-like. The transcript has a single exon. Bases 1 to 594 code for a protein of 197 amino acids. The record is from RefSeq and is a predicted model, not a curated record. Lineage: Eukaryota; Metazoa; Chordata; Actinopteri; Salmoniformes; Salmonidae.